AAUUUAAAUUUAUAAGUAUAAACAUAACCGAAAAGAUACAAGUGAUAUGUUCAUGUGCUCUACUUAAACUUUUUGCCUUAGCCGAUGCAUGUACAUGAAAAAAUCGGGAUGGAUUACCCGAUUGGUCUAUGUUUCAAUCCGCUCGGAUGUUCACUGCCCACGUAAAAAAUGUACCUCUAAAAUUUCGUAGGGCUGAUCUGAAUAAUUGAUGGAAAGAUAGGCAAUUAAGCAGAGCGUUUGCUGUUUGCUCUCGUGAUCUCCUCUCUGUUCCAGGAAAGACGAUGCCAUUUUCUCCCGCAAAUCUUUACCACCUCGGUGUCGGUGCAGCAAUCUCGUCACCACGCUGCCCGUCAGAUUCUUGUGCAGCAAUCUUCGAAAUCGCUAUAUCUAGCGUCGGGUCGUCCUCCCAUCAGGCAGCCACGCCCGACGCCGCCCUCCCCCCAGUUCCCCGCCGAUCUGCACGGUCGCCUCCGGCUUCCCCGGCCGCCGGACCCGUGGCGCCUCCCCGGCCUCCGCGCCCUCCCCACUCGGGACUCCGCGGCCCACCGGCCUCCCGGCCGCCACCGCCGUCUCCCCCUGCAGCUGCGCCUCCACUGUAGCCGCGGCCAGGCUGCGUCCUCAGGCCCGGCGGCAGAUCACCGCGGCCAUCCCCCUGCAGCCGCGCCAUCCCCGGCCGCCGUGGCCAGCUCGCCGCCUCGGGGCGGCGCCGGCAGUUAUCCUCCCCCCGGCAACAGCAGUAACCCGGCCGUCUGCUGCCAGCUCUCCUCCCCUGGAUUUCAGGAGUACAAAAUAUAGUGUAGCGGCUCUCACUCAUUCAACAUGUGGAGUUUUGCAUCAAAUGCCAUUGCUGGAAGCAUAAGGAAAAAGGCACAGCCCUCAAAAUGCAACCAAUACAAUCCCGAUUGCUCUGAUGAUGAUGUUUCUUCAUGCGCAAGUAGAGAGGAAGGCCUCGAAUGUCCAAUAUGCUGGGAAUCCUUCAACCUUGUUGAGAACAUUCCCUAUGUCUUGUGGUGUGGUCAUACAAUGUGCAAGAACUGCAUCUUGGGUCUUCAAUGGGCUGUUGUCAAGUUCCCAACCCUUCCUAUACAAUUGCCUCUCUUCAUCUCAUGUCCAUGGUGUAACCUGUUGUCUUUCCGGCUAGUGUACAAGGGAAACCUCAAGUUCCCACGCAAGAACUAUUUCCUGCUAUGGAUGGUUGAGAGCAUGAAUGGCGAGAGAGCAAAGUUCCAUACCCCUAGUCAUGAAGAGCGCCAUUCUUUAUGCCCUUCCAAUGGUGGCCCAAGUUCCAGUCAACACCACCGAAGACCUGCUCCACGAACUGAAAGCACUGCUGCCAGAGAGAGGAAUGUUGUUGGCAACGUUCUCAAUGCUGAUAGCAUCAGUGCAUCUCUCCAAAAGCUAGUGUUGUCUUUCGUUCAGAUGACAGCCAAGUUUCCACUCGUGUUAAUUUUCCUUCUGAUAGUUCUGUAUGCUGUCCCUGCAAGUGUUGCAGUUUUAGUGUUGUAUGCCCUUAUUACAGUAUUGUUUGCACUGCCGUCCUUUUUGAUCCUCUACUUUGCUUAUCCCAGUUUGGAUUGGCUCGUUAGAGAGAUCUUCAAUUGAGUUUUGUUGUACUGCCUGUCAUUACAGUUUAUAACUCAACAGCAGAAAAUUUAACAUUUGCAAUCUCAUGUGCUCUCCUGUGGAAGUUAAGUUUAAUUUCUUGUCCAUUCUAUUGCGGCCUUUAAGGAGAGUUGUAAGAUGGAAUUGCAAUUGUUGCAUUCCUGUUCAUGGCUCAUCGUCA
Oryza brachyantha (malo sina) is the source of this 1783-nucleotide messenger RNA. RefSeq lists its product as uncharacterized. The transcript is spliced from 3 exons. The record is from RefSeq and is a predicted model, not a curated record. The coding region runs from base 820 to 1602 and encodes 260 amino acids. Lineage: Eukaryota; Viridiplantae; Streptophyta; Magnoliopsida; Poales; Poaceae.